Messenger RNA from Mucor mucedo, 1004 nucleotides. RefSeq lists its product as uncharacterized. The record is from RefSeq and is a predicted model, not a curated record. The transcript is spliced from 3 exons. NCBI's taxonomy places the organism in Eukaryota, Fungi, Mucoromycota, Mucoromycetes, Mucorales, Mucoraceae. The coding region runs from base 1 to 552 and encodes 183 amino acids.
AUGUGUUCAUGGGAGAUUAUUUGCUCUUUUUUUUUUCUUGCAAGUUGUACCACAGUAUUAGUAGAUAAUUCCCCAUUUACUCUUUCUAAUCACCUGGGAUUCUGUAUUAAAAAAUUCUCUACUAUUGAACAAGGCAUAACUCUUCUCUGCUAUUUUCAAGUUGUAAGCAAUUUGACACUUCUAUUUCCAACAAAAAGACAUAGAUUUCAUCCGUUAACAACAAAUACGUUCACAAUUCUCUUUUCUCUGAGGGAUUCCUUACCUACCUAUAGUCUUAGUCUGUCUGACUUGUCAUUAGCUACGUUACUGCAGUCGGGCCUAGCUUCAAUUGUUAUUCCAGCUUCCAACACUCCUGUUAUUCUGGCCUCUGAGUCAAUUAUUUCUGUGGUUUUCCCUCACCACAGCGUCCGUAUGUCUAAGAUCUUGCCGAUGCGUAUAUGCAACCUACUGGUAACUGUCGUCGUCUCCUGGGUCCCAAUAUAUAGUCUACUGGGUCUAUCUAUUUUUGUCCUCUUCUUGAGUCCUAAAUGUCCACAUGUAUUCACGCAUUAGAUCAACCAAAACAAUUGGGAGCUAUAUUGCGUGAUUCCUUGCUCCGUCCAAAGCCCGCGACCACCUUUUACGGACGUGCUAAUUCAACCUGGUAGAAUACUGGCUAUACUCGUUUCGCUUGAUUCAAAUGAAUUACAAAAACAAAAAAAAUCUACUGUCGCCACUUCUUUAUCAUUCGUUUUCAUUGUUGCUUGUAUUUUACUUGGGAUGUGGAGAUCUAAAUGGAGACAAGUUUUUGACAAUCAACCUUUCACAUUCACAACGGUGCUUCCAUUCUGCAAUCCAAUCGUAUGACAACUAUACUUUCAAACGCUGGCCGUUUAAAAACAGUGUGCUUUCUUUCAUAAAAAAUACUUCUUUCGACUUGUUGUCCCAAUGACUCUUUCACAUUGCUCUUGGUCACUCGUAAAACAAAAGACACAAAAAAGCAAAUAAUCACCCCUCAGUAACAA